UGAAUAAAGGUGUAACAUGACUCAAAUGGGGAUGGAGGCGGAGCUGAGAUGAUGCUGAAGCUACAAGUAAGCGGGAAGGCGAUCUUGUCGAGUGUUCGUUGUAAGAGACAGAUGUCGACUUCUUCUUCCUUUGUCUUUGGUCCUUACAAGAUCGAUCCGCGUGAAGUGUUCUACGCAACUCCUCUCUCUUACGCCAUGGUUAAUCUCCGUCCUCUUCUUCCUGGUCAUGUUCUUGUCUGUCCAAGACGCCUUGUGCCGCGCUUUACUGAUCUCACAGCUGAUGAGACCAGUGAUCUGUGGCUUACCGCUCAGAAGGUUGGCUCUCGGAUUGAGACCUUCCAUAAUGCAUCUUCUCUCACAUUAGCCAUCCAAGAUGGUCCUCAGGCGGGUCAGAGUGUUCCACAUGUGCACAUUCACGUCUUGCCUCGUAAAGGUGGUGACUUUGAGAAGAAUGAUGAGAUUUACGAUGCAAUUGAUGAGAAGGAGAAGGAACUGAAGCAGAAGCUUGAUCUAGACAAAGACCGUGUUGAUAGGAGCAUUGAGGAGAUGGCUAACGAGGCUUCUCAGUACAGAUCUCUUUUCGAUUGCUAGUUUUAAGCAAAAGAUAUCCACUGGCUUCUAAGCCUUUUUAAUAAGACCAUUGUGACAAGCAUCUCUCAAGUUGAGGUUGAUGUUUCAGACUUCAAUUCCAACUUGUAAUCUCUUUCUUAUGUCACCCAACUAGAAUCAUCUAUGUGUUUAUUUGAAGAACCAACAUGACACAGAUA
Raphanus sativus (radish) is the source of this 767-nucleotide messenger RNA. RefSeq names its product bifunctional bis(5'-adenosyl)-triphosphatase/adenylylsulfatase FHIT. NCBI's taxonomy places the organism in Eukaryota, Viridiplantae, Streptophyta, Magnoliopsida, Brassicales, Brassicaceae. The record is from RefSeq and is a predicted model, not a curated record. The transcript is spliced from 5 exons. Gene Ontology annotation, molecular function: catalytic activity. Bases 49 to 591 code for a protein of 180 amino acids.